CUUGAAAUCAACCUUCUUGCUUUAUCAGUGGGCAAGAAACCGGUUCAUCAGUCAUACGAGCUGGACACAGCUAGCUAUACGACGGACUCAAAUGUUACAUGAGUGACAGCUAGCUAACGCGUUAGCGAUGAUCGUGGUUUUAUUGUUUGCCCUGUCAACCGUUAUUUUUAGCCAGCUAACGUUAACUUUUGUAUAUUCUGUCAAUCAUUGAGAUCAACCCAAAUGGCAGAGAACUGGCAGGACGCGACCAGUCAACAGGUCAAGUUGAUAGCAGGUCGCCUGAAUGAGCUUCUUUCCACUGGCCUAGACCUCUUGCACUCAGAACUCGGGGUGGAUUUUGGAGUGAAGCCCGAGAUUCCGCCAUGGUUGAUCUUCUUAGCAGCGUGCAUUGGGCUCGUGCUAAUGGUGGCUAUGUGGGCCUCCGCAUGUCGCGGGCUCUUAAAGAAGCGACCGACCAUAAUUGAAGUUGAGACCGUUGAAAGCACUAAACUAGCUCCUAUCAAGGUGGCAAAAGCAGAGGAACCGAAAAAAAAGAAAAGAAAACCUACAGAAAAGAAAUCACAGCCAAAUGGUAGUGUAGUUGCUGAGCUACAAGAGGAAGUCAGAGCGACUGAAGAAGACAACCUGCCAGUAGUGCCACAUCAUUCUCCUCAAAUCAAGACAGAAAAGGCUUCUGAGGUAAAGAAGACUAAGAAGAAGCCUAAACAGGCAGUAAAGGAGGCUAAGACGGCUUCUUCUCAUGGCAAGGAAUCAGAGGAAGUAUCAGGCACCUGGGAGACCAAGAUCAGUAACAAGGAGAAGCGUGAGCAGCGCCGUAAAGACAAGACCACUGGUGACGGGUCAGGGAGCCCUGGAGGAGUGGAUCCUCUGCAUAGUACUCCUCCCACAGAGUCAACCAAGGCCAGCCCUAAAGCUGCAGCCCCUGGGUCUUGCUCUGAGAAGAAAGAAAAGAAGAAAGGAGAAUCCUCCAAAACCAAAGCUGAGAAAGCAGAUGCUGCUGUUGCCGAAGUCAGACCUCAAGCUAUCAGCAGUGAGGAGGCUCCGGUAGUGACUGGAGAACGGCCUGACCUGGCUGUGACAGCCCAAGAGGCCCCAGCCCUUACCAUUGUUCCUGAUGAGGGGCACUGGACCACUUCUGAGAGCAACCAAGACACCGCUGUCUGGGGGCAGGAGACUGAAGAACCCCAGCUGCUGUGUCCCAGCCAGCCUAAGCCCCAAGUGGAAGACGAGUCGUCUGGUCUGAAUGGUGAAGGGUCUGCUGAUGCAGCGGACGGGGGCUCUGCCUGGAAUAACCCAGGGGAGGGGUGGGGGAACUAUGGGGAACUCCCUGCUCCAGUAGGGGCUGCCCUCGAGGAGCCCCUGCCAGAGACAGUCAAGCAGGUAUCUGAUGAAGAGAGAGAAACUGCUGAGCCUGCCGCUGAUGGAACUGGUAAAUCUAAGAAGAAGAAGAAGAAGAAGAAGAAGCCAGCUGAAGAUGCUGUAGUUACUGGCCAGGAGUCAGAGGAGCCAAGUAAAAAGGUUGUUACUGAGGCCAAGGUGAAGAAGCAGCCAAUCCAGGAGCCUGCUGCUCCUACUGUCCAGGCUGUCAACGCUGCUGCUGUGAAGGCAAGAGUGGAGCAACCAGUGGUGGUUCAGAACACAGCCCCCAUCACACAAGUGCCACCCCAACCCGCAGAGACAAAGCCUACUGCCAAGCAGAACAGUUUACCUGCUCCAACACAUAAAAAACCUGAAGAGAGCCAGCCUUCCAAACCAGUGAUGAAGAAGAAGCGGGCAAGAAGAGAAACAUGAAUUGGAGUCAUGAACAUGAAGUGUAAUGCAAAAUACUUUGGAUAAAACAACAGCUGUUCAUCCUGUUUGUGCAACAUUUAAAUCCUUGCCCUUUUAAAUUUUUUAAAAAAAACGGCCAUCUUCAUGUCCAAAAUGCAGCCUGGUCAAGCAGACUGGAUCUAGAUUAACUGUAAAGCUAAAUUCUGCGAUUCUGAUCAAUAUCGUAGUGUGGGCACACAUGAAAACUGUUUUCCAAUUCCAAUGAAUCUUUCGAACGAUCAUGUUUGAAUAGACAUCUAGAAAAUGACUAAUAAAUCCUGAUUUAAUAGUGAUUGGGAUGUUGUGGCUUUGAGAUUAAUAUUAUAGAGGAAGGGUCAGCUGAGUCACGUUAACAUUACAGGCCUUUAUUCUGCAGUCUUUGUUUGCUGUUUAUAUCGUUAACCAUAUUGGUGCAGUGACUCAUACUCAAAAGGUCAAGUCCAACACUAUAGGGUUGUGUUCAAUAGGACACAUGGUAGCAAACCGCUUUGAAAGGGAUAAACUAAAUAAGCGAUUGCUAUCUGACAAGUUCAGGUAGUCCUCCCCGUUUCAGUCCAUGUCGUAGUGUUUGGUGCCUAAUGAACACGACCCAAGAGAAUCAUGUUUAGCAUUUGGAUGCAGGUGGUGUUAGUGGUAUCUCUGCUGUACAUGGAAAAGAGACAUACUUUCAGUUACUUGCUGUUAUUUUGACCAUCAGUGUUGUGCUCAGAUGUGUAGUUGCUUCUACCAUUGAUGGCUGUGUUGUCCUGUCCACCCGUGGUUGAUGAUUCAAAAGUCCUAUACCUUUUGUAACCUCUUUGUAAUAAAAACGCUUCAAGCCAUAUGUAAAAAUAAUACAAAAUAAAGGCCCUUUUCUAUUUUA
Salmo salar (Atlantic salmon) is the source of this 2671-nucleotide messenger RNA. Its product is annotated as protein LYRIC. Gene Ontology annotation, molecular function: transcription coregulator activity. Gene Ontology annotation, biological process: negative regulation of apoptotic process; positive regulation of canonical NF-kappaB signal transduction; regulation of transcription by RNA polymerase II. NCBI's taxonomy places the organism in Eukaryota, Metazoa, Chordata, Actinopteri, Salmoniformes, Salmonidae. Gene Ontology annotation, cellular component: nucleus. The record is from RefSeq and is a predicted model, not a curated record.